AUGAUGAUGGAGUUUCUACUGAUCAGCUUUUCUGAUGUAUGGGAACUACAAGUUUUGCAUAUUGUAUCCUUCUCUCUGAUGUAUUUUAUGACUCUCAUUGGGAAUUUUCUCAUUGUUAUUGCUACCACUCUGGACAAGAGCCUUCAUACCCCUAUGUACUUCUUUCUCAGGAAUCUCUCCAUCUUGGAUGCAUGUUACAUUUCUGUAACAGUUCCUAAUUCAUGUGUCAACUUCCUGAUCAACAACAGUGUCAUUUCAAGGGCUGGCUGUGUAGUUCAGGUUUUCCUAGUGAUUUUCUUCGUAUAUUUGGAAAUGCUGUUCCUCACAAUUAUGGCCCGAGACCGCUUUGUGGCUAUCUGCCAGCCUCUCCACUAUCCUGUAAUCAUGAAUCCUCGGGUCUGCAUACAGAUGACAGUGGCUUCCAUUCUCAGUGGUCUGGUCUAUUCUGGAUUCCAUGCAGGCAACACGUUCAGGCUGCCCUUUUGUCAUUCUAAUGUUAUUCAUCAAUUUUUCUGUGACAUUCCCUCUCUGCUAAAGCUCUCCUGCUCUGACACCUUUAGCAAUGAGAUCACUAUCCUUAUCUCUGGUCUUGUGAUUGGUGGAGUUUGUUUCUUCUUCAUAAUCAGGUCUUACAUUCACAUAUUUACUACUGUACUCAAGUUCCCAAGUGGAGCAGACAGAGCAAAGGCCUUCUCCACCUGCAUUCCUCAUAUUCUUGUGUCCCGACAAAAAUGUCUGGGCUGUCCGCAUGAAAAGCGUUCCCCUCCCUGCUUUAACCGAGGGGAAAGGAAAGAAGAGAUUACCCUGCCAAUGGGCCUCUUUCAUAGCAGCUUGGAGGCAGGAACGCCGAUGCACAGACUAACUUUUUUCCCCUUUAAGCCGCGGUCGGCGGCAAUUAUAAAACCAGUCUGGCUCUUUGCAACCAAUGGCUUCCUCCUUUACAGAGCAAUGAAGACUCAUCACAAUCACAAAAAUCAUUCUCAGACCCAUCAAGCAAAUCAGUUUCAGCACGAGUACAGCUUGUUUAACAAUAUACCAAUAAGUGAUAGCAUUAUUCAGGAACAGGAUCAUCGCUGUGAUCUCUAUGAUCUAUAA
Molecule: messenger RNA, 1095 nt
Organism: Chrysochloris asiatica (Cape golden mole)
Lineage: Eukaryota; Metazoa; Chordata; Mammalia; Afrosoricida; Chrysochloridae
Product: olfactory receptor 14C36-like
Exons: 3
Coding region: 1-1095 (364 amino acids)
Biological process (GO): G protein-coupled receptor signaling pathway
Cellular component (GO): membrane
Molecular function (GO): olfactory receptor activity; G protein-coupled receptor activity
Source: RefSeq, a predicted model, not a curated record